AUGGCUCGCAAUCUUCUCCCACUGCACAAGAAGGACGGGCCGCCCCGGCGUGCAAACGGUCACAUUCCGAACGCGAGGCACAAACGAACGAACGAUCCCAGCGAAGCCCAGAAGACGGCUUCACGAUGGGGCAUAUCCAACAAAUGGCGCAACGAGUUGGUAGCCGCUGCGGCCGAAUUUGCAGGGACCUUCAUGUUCCUGUUCUUUGCAUUCGGAGGCACACAGGUUGCCAACUCGGCGGCUUCUGCUGACAAUGCUGCGACCGCUGGGCAGCAGAACAACAGUAUCACUCAGGUGCCAAAUACAAGUGUGCUGCUAUAUAUCAGCUUGAUCUUUGGGUUCAGCUUGAUGGUUAAUGUAUGGGUCUUCUUCAGAGUCAGUGGAGGGCUGUUCAAUCCUGCCGUAACACUAGGUCUCUACAUGGUGGGCGCCCUCACCGUAACCCGCGCUAUUCUCUGCUUCAUCUCCCAAAUGCUCGCCGGCAUUUGUGCCGCAGCCGUCAUCUCCGCCCUCCUCCCCGGCCCCUUGAACGUCGGCACGACGCUCGGCUCCGGCACUUCUAUCACGCAAGGCGUCUUUCUCGAGAUGUUCCUUACCUCUCUCCUGGUCUUCACUAUCUUUAUGCUCGCUGCCGAGAAGCACAAAUCCACAUUCCUCGCCCCUGUCGGUAUUGGCCUUGCGCUCUUCGUCGCCGAACUCGUCGGUGUCUACUUCACAGGCGGCUCCUUGAAUCCCACCAGGUCAUUUGGCCCAUGCGUCGUCACGCAUGAGUUCCCAGGGUACCACUACAUCUAUUGGUUCGGCCCGCUGAUGGGCACGCUUUUGGCGUGGGGCAUGUAUAGGAUCGUGAAGAGCGUGGAGUAUCAGACUGUGAACCCUGGACAGGACUUCGACGACCACGAGGCAGCGCUGUUCCACCCACCCGAUGAUCCAGAGAGCAAGGAGCAGGUAGAGAGGCCGAAUGUGGCGGCUAUUGCGACUCAAGAGGCGGUCCAAGAGGCGGUUAGAGUUACGAGUCAGUCGACUGACAGGCGCUCGGAACGGUAUGAUGGUAUGGAGAGGACGAUAUCAGGAGAUAUACACCCUGGCUACGAGAACCAUGUGCCGAGGAGGAGCCACGAGGUACAGGGGAACUCGUACCUUGGACGUACGGGUCAUGCUGGAAAUGUUGCGUAG
Messenger RNA from Didymosphaeria variabile, 1176 nucleotides. RefSeq names its product Aquaporin-1. Gene Ontology annotation, cellular component: plasma membrane. Gene Ontology annotation, molecular function: water channel activity. Gene Ontology annotation, biological process: transmembrane transport. The transcript is spliced from 2 exons. The coding region runs from base 1 to 1176 and encodes 391 amino acids. NCBI's taxonomy places the organism in Eukaryota, Fungi, Ascomycota, Dothideomycetes, Pleosporales, Didymosphaeriaceae. The record is from RefSeq and is a predicted model, not a curated record.